Euleptes europaea (tarantolino) is the source of this 1072-nucleotide messenger RNA. It is a transcript of the gene PDE1B, whose product is annotated as phosphodiesterase 1B. NCBI's taxonomy places the organism in Eukaryota, Metazoa, Chordata, Lepidosauria, Squamata, Sphaerodactylidae. Gene Ontology annotation, molecular function: 3',5'-cyclic-nucleotide phosphodiesterase activity. The record is from RefSeq and is a predicted model, not a curated record. Bases 11 to 1072 code for a protein of 353 amino acids. Gene Ontology annotation, biological process: signal transduction. The transcript is spliced from 9 exons.
AGAACCAGCCAUGGACGCCCCGCAGCUCGACCUCCUGGAGUCCCCGGAGGGCUGCCCCUCCCCCCUGGAGCUGAGGUCCGCCCCCAGUAAGAAGAUGUGGGUCAAGCUCCGGGCACUGCUGCGGUACAUGGUGAAACAGCUGGAGACGGGAGAAGUGGACAUUGUGGAACUGAAGAAGAACUUGGAAUAUACCGCUUCGUUGCUUGAAGCUGUCUACAUCGAUGAGACCAGGCAGAUUCUGGACACGGAAGAUGAGCUCCAGGAGAUCAAGUCAGAUGCAGUGCCCUCUGAGGUGCGGGACUGGCUGGCCUCCACUUUCACCCAGCAGACGCGCGCUAAGGGACGCCGCUCGGAGGAGAAGCCCAAGUUCCGCAGCAUUGUCCACGCGGUGCAAGCUGGCAUCUUUGUGGAAAGGAUGUUCCGCCGGACGUACACCGCUGUGGGGCCCAACUAUUCCCUAUCGGUCAUCAACUGCCUGAAGACUCUUGACCUCUGGUGUUUUGACGUGUUUGCGCUGAAUAGGGUGAGCGAGGACCACGCUUUGCGAACAAUCGUCUUCGAACUGCUCACCCGCCACAACCUGAACAGCCGCUUCAAGAUUCCCACCGUGUACCUCAUGACCUUACUAGAUGCGCUGGAGGCCGGCUAUGGGAAGUACAAGAACCCUUACCACAACCAGAUCCACGCCGCUGACGUCACCCAGACCGUACACUGCUUCUUGCUUCGUACUGGCAUGGUGCACUGCCUGACAGAGAUUGAGAUCCUGGCCAUCAUCUUUGCAGCUGCAAUCCAUGACUAUGAGCACACGGGUACCACCAAUAGCUUCCACAUCCAAACCAAGUCCGAUACGGCCAUUUUGUACAAUGACCGCUCUGUGCUGGAGAAUCACCAUAUCAGCGCCGUCUUCCGCAUGAUGCAGGACGAUGAGAUGAACGUCCUCGUCAACCUGAACAAGGAUGAGUUCAUGGAACUCCGGUCGCUCGUGAUCGAAAUGGUCCUGGCGACGGACAUGUCCUGCCACUUCCAGCAGGUCAAGUCUGUGAAAACCUCCCUGCAGCAGCUUGAGCGGUAA